AUGGAAAACCAUAUUCCCCCUGUACUUGAGGCAUCCUCUGUCGCAAUCACGGACGACCACCUUAGCCCGGAUACAGUUGAGAUCGUCACACAUAACAUCCACCAAUCUGCUACAGCCGGAGUUUGCGGUGCCUUCGCUGCGGAACCCUCGCUGCCGUCUCCGUGGUUUGGGCACAUUAGAGAUGGUACCGAGGAUUUUGAAGAGCCUCAUUCGCCAUGCAAGGCGCUGGAGAGUACCGAUGUACGAAGGUUGAGCUUCGUAUCAUUCGCUGAUGUCGUCAAUGCUGAGCAUGCGGAAGCUACCGAUUUUCUCUCUAGUCGUGAAUCCUCUCAAGGGUCACCCUCCAUGCGAAACAGCUCUCCAUCGCCAUUGCAUUCCCCAAGAGUAUUUCAUGAAUUGGAUACAUCUCCGGUCACUAGCACCCCGAAUUCGAUCAAGGCAUUGGACCUUUCUUCGAGGAGGGAAAGUUUUGCCGCAGGUAGCCCACGGUUAGCCGUCCAAAGGCCAAUCUCCCCUAACGUCGGUGGCGAGUUUAACAUAGAGACGAUGCGACAGGCUGUGAGACGAACAGGUAGCGAGGACCUGAUCAUUGCCCAAAACAACUGA
Molecule: messenger RNA, 606 nt
Organism: Aspergillus thermomutatus
Lineage: Eukaryota; Fungi; Ascomycota; Eurotiomycetes; Eurotiales; Aspergillaceae
Exons: 1
Coding region: 1-606 (201 amino acids)
Source: RefSeq, a predicted model, not a curated record